CACAAAUAAGCAUAGCUUAGUUGUCAACAUAUUUUGGGAAAAUCUGGGGAUUUCUUGGGUCAUAGGUGCAACUCACUGAAAAGCUUUUUCUUUCCAGAGAUGCUGUCCAAUCCCAAGCUUCUACUGGUUCAGGGGACUUUGAAUGUGGUGAUGAAGCAGAAUGUGACCCUCUCCUGCCUCUCUCAGGCUGGAUCUCCACCUUUCAGAUACACACUGUUCAAGCACAACCAGCAGGUAUCUGCUGUGAACAGGUCAGACUUGACCUCUGCACUGUUCACCGUGACCAUCAGCUCUGCCAGCGAUGUGGGGGAAUACAAGUGCAAAGCUGAGUGUAACAACUCCAGUGGUGGAAAAUACAGCAACAGCCUCAACUUCACCCUCAUAGAGCCAAUUUCCAAACCAGUGCUGAGCUCACCCACCUCUCAGGCAAAGAAAGGCCAGAACGUGACCCUGUCCUGUUUCUCGGAGAAUGGAUCCCUUCCCAUCACAUAUCUAUUCUUCAAAGGAAAACAAAACAUUUCUCCCCAAAAGACGGUGCAGAAGAAGGAAGCAGCUGUGAUUUUUCUAUUUAUCGACUCCCUUAGUGACUUUGGAACCUAUAAAUGCAAAGCUAAUAACAGUUUUCCCAAUAAUACAAAAUACAGCAACAGUUUCAACUUUACAUUAGCAGAAGAGAGAAGCCAUUCUCAACCCCUGCUAAUUUCUCUUGGGCUGAUCCUGCUACUACUCAUAAUAGGAUUUGCUCUGGCAAUUCCAUUUUUCAUAAUUCCUUUGUAUAAAGCAAUGAAUGCCGAGGAGUCUGAAAAUGAAGUCAUAUACUCAGAGAUUGGUAAGUUCCUGUCACUCCCUGCAGUCAGGCAGGUUUCUUCAGCUACUGCGAGAUCACUGGAAGGGGACACCUACUGA
Messenger RNA from Ficedula albicollis (Collared flycatcher), 906 nucleotides. RefSeq names its product mast cell immunoglobulin like receptor 1 (gene MILR1). The transcript has 4 exons. The coding region runs from base 100 to 906 and encodes 268 amino acids. Gene Ontology annotation, biological process: cell surface receptor signaling pathway. The record is from RefSeq and is a predicted model, not a curated record. Gene Ontology annotation, molecular function: transmembrane signaling receptor activity. NCBI's taxonomy places the organism in Eukaryota, Metazoa, Chordata, Aves, Passeriformes, Muscicapidae.